This is a messenger RNA of Lineus longissimus, 2498 nucleotides long. Its product is annotated as glyceraldehyde-3-phosphate dehydrogenase-like. Gene Ontology annotation, cellular component: cytosol. Gene Ontology annotation, biological process: glycolytic process; glucose metabolic process. The record is from RefSeq and is a predicted model, not a curated record. The coding region runs from base 134 to 1153 and encodes 339 amino acids. Lineage: Eukaryota; Metazoa; Nemertea; Pilidiophora; Heteronemertea; Lineidae. Gene Ontology annotation, molecular function: glyceraldehyde-3-phosphate dehydrogenase (NAD+) (phosphorylating) activity; NADP binding; NAD binding. The transcript has 7 exons.
GGUAUGGAAAUCCAUCUCCUAGACUUCCUAGGUUUCGUUUGCUCUGCGCCUGCGCAAGCCUCGCCAAUUUGACCUUGACGAAGCUCCGUGACCUCUUGUCCUUCAAUACCAAGUUCUCUAUUCAUUCAUCACCAUGCCUGUCCCAAAGGUUGGAAUCAAUGGAUUUGGCCGUAUUGGCCGUCUGGUGUUUCGUUCAGCUCUCGAGUCUGGAGCCGUGGAAGUUGUAGCUGUCAACGAUCCUUUCAUCGAUCUCGAUUACAUGGUUUACAUGUUCCAAUAUGACUCAACUCACGGAAAGUUUGGCGAGACUGUGUCCAUUGAGAACAAAGAGAAGAAACUCUUGAGGGUGGGAAAAGCCGUGGUGAAGGUGUAUGGAGAGAGGGACCCCUCCAACAUCCCCUGGAGUGAGAUGGGAGCAGAAUAUGUCGUGGAAUCAACUGGUGUUUUCACUACAAAAGACAAUGCUGCAAAACAUACGAAAGGUGGUGCGAAGAAAGUCAUCAUUUCUGCCCCAUCUGCAGACGCUGAGAUGUUUGUGAUGGGUGUCAAUCACACAUUAUACGACCCAGCCAAACAUGAUGUCGUGAGCAAUGCCUCAUGCACCACCAACUGUCUUGCACCUCUGGCUAAAGUGAUCAACGACAAAUAUGGCAUUGAGGAGGGGCUCAUGACCACAGUCCACGCUUUCACUGCAACCCAGAAGUGUGUUGAUGCCCCAAGUGGUAAGAGCUGGCGAGAUGGCCGUGGGGCUUUCCAGAAUAUCAUCCCAGCAUCAACUGGUGCUGCUAAAGCUGUUGGCAAGGUCAUUCCAGAGCUGAAUGGCAAACUUACGGGUAUGGCCUUCCGCGUCCCAACUCCAGAUGUCUCUGUUGUUGACUUGACAUGCAGGCUAAAAAAGGGUGCCUCAUACGAAGCAAUCAAGGCCGAGGUGAAGCGUGCCUCUGAGAACGAAAUGAAGGGAUACCUGGGUUACACUGAGGAUAAGGUGGUCUCCAUGGACUUCCGAGGUGAUGUUCGCAGCAGCAUCUUUGACGCAGGUGCUGGUAUUGCAUUGAAUGAGAACUUUGUCAAGCUUGUGUCAUGGUAUGACAAUGAAGUUGGCUACAGUCAGCGUGUAUGUGAUCUGAUUGCGUACAUGGCUAGCAAGAAAUAAGGAGCGUCAUGGUGUAACUAUGAUAACCAGUGUAAAUAUGGUCACGGAGUUGUCGUUGGGACUGUUUCAAUUCUCUUGGCUGCUUGUCGAGAUUCAGUUUUGAACAAGGAUGCAUUUUAUUACCCUGUAGAAUUUGAAGAAGCUUCUUUGAGGACUGCUACAGAUCAUUUUCAUAAAGUCCAUAACCUUGACAGGCCUUACAGAUAAAACAUCUGAAGAAUUGCUCAUUAUGUUUAUGUACAUUCAUGGUCAUUUUAAGAUAUUUCUCUCCAGCAUAUACAUGUAGAGCAAAAGUUUGAUUAAAGAUACACUAAGUGAUCAGUAAAGUGUUAUUAGUUCCUCCCCAAAAAACUUGCUUCAACUUCUAACAGGGUUAAUUGAUGUCUUGUCAAAGAUGGAUUAGUUUACCCUAGGCUUAAAUAAAUUACAUAGUCAAAACUUAAGGUAUUUUCCAGUCAUAUAGUAGUAUACCGGUACCCUCACAGGCCUCUUCACUCAGUUAGUCAGUAAAUUCCAUGUGUUCUAAUAAUCUAUAGUAAUUGAUAGUCAUAUUAGUCGCAUUGUACUUCAAGUUUGUCCAUAGGACUUGGAACAUUUUUACACACAACUCGCUGUAUCAAUAUGCUGUCAGUUUGGACAAACUUGGCUAUAGAACAAUAGUAUGAUGAGAUGUAGUGUUUUAAACAUUGGAAUUGUUGUCAUCGGUGGUUGUAUAGAUAUCCUAAACUAUUGAAACAUUGGAGAUUAUCUCAAUUUAUUAAGUUAUUGCACUAAUUACCAGUAGUUUGGUUUUGGGUUUCGAGCAUUCUGUCGAACUGGUACAUGGUACUUUAGGCUACUCAAAUUUGCCUUAUUCGAGAUUUUUGUAGAUAUUCUGAAACAUAAUUUUUUCACGGGAACAAUGAAGGACCAGGCUAUGUGACUUACCCAAGGACGCAACUGUAUGUACUCAGUCCAUAAUUUACAGAUUUGACUUUGUCAUGUUUCUAUUCGACUUGCAUCUUUAAAUGAGACAUUCAUGUUUCAUUUUCUGUUUUGAUUCCAUUGUGCUUAAUUUGCUCUCUUACUGUUUACCAGUUUGCUCUUGAAAUUGAAUGGUUUGAAAAAUAAUUUGUGCUAACUAACCAUGUGCUAGAUAACGGAUUUAACUUUGCGUACAACAUUGAUAGAAAACUGUCUGCUUGUCUGAACAAAUUACUUCUGCAUUUAGCAAGUUUUAUUUGUGGUUUAAUCUGAGAGUUAGCGUCACCAGCUAGCAUUAUGUUUUAGUUGAAUUUCCCAGUUUCUUUUACAAUCUCCAGCUGUCUAGAUUUCAAAAAUCAUGAAAUAAAUAUUGAUAUAUUUA